AGCUGCUAAUAUUCUCUCAGACAUACUCUCGGAGACGAGACGAUGGCUUCCAUGGGGAUGCAGAUAGCGGGAUGCGCCCUGGCCCUCUUUGGCUGGAUCGGUGUGCUCAUUGUGUGCGGCACACCAAUGUGGAGGGUCUCUGCCUUCAUUGGCAACAACAUUGUGACAUCGCAGAUCAUGUGGGAGGGCCUCUGGAUGAGCUGCGUGGUCCAGAGCACGGGACAGAUGCAGUGUAAGGUGUACGACUCCAUGCUGGCUCUGAGCACCGACCUGCAGGGGGCCCGCGCUCUGGUGGUGGUCUCCAUCAUUGUAGGCCUCGUCGGGAUCCUCGUAGCUUUCGCCGGCGGGAAGUGCACCAACUUCAUUCCGGAGGAGAGGGCCAAGGCGAGGGCGUGUGUGGCUGCAGGCGUGCUGCUGAUCAUCAGUGGGAUCCUCUGUCUUAUCCCUGUUUCAUGGACCGCCAGCAUUAUCAUCAGGAACUUCUACAACCCGGUGCUCGUGGAUGCCCAGAAGAGAGAGCUCGGGGCCUCUCUGUACAUCGGCUGGGGGGCCGGGGCGCUGCUGGUCCUGGGAGGAGCGCUUCUGUGUGCCAGCUGUCCCCGCAAAGAGGAUGAGACCCCCUCUGUGAAGUACCUCCUAAACCAGCCGGGAGGAUACAGCAAAGAGGAUUCAUUCAGAUCCAGUGGGUCAAAGACGUACAUUUGAGAAUUCAAAAGGGACAAAGAGGACGCAGCUUUUGUCGUCAAGAAGUGAAGGACGUUUAAUGAGUUGCUGUGAGACAUCAAGAAAAAGGACAUACACGCAGACAACCUACAAUGAAGGAAAAAUGCACUUUGUUCUUAAAAGAGAAUCACACUUUUGUAUGAAGAUGUUUUCUGUCUGAAUAUUGAUGUUUUUCUUCGGUUAUGAACAUUUAUAGGGGGUAGUUUAAGUCUUUGAAACCUAAGAAAAAUGUCUUGGUUUCUUUAAAAAAAAAAAAAAAAGGCAAUGGGCAGCCAAAGAAAUACCACUAAUGUUCAAGAAACUGAAAAUUGCAAAAAGUAGAAAAUUAAUUGUAAUAAGUAUACAAAAAAUUAGCUGAAAUUUUGUU
Molecule: messenger RNA, 1090 nt
Organism: Plectropomus leopardus (leopard coralgrouper)
Lineage: Eukaryota; Metazoa; Chordata; Actinopteri; Perciformes; Serranidae
Product: claudin-like protein ZF-A89
Cellular component (GO): bicellular tight junction; membrane
Molecular function (GO): structural molecule activity
Source: RefSeq, a predicted model, not a curated record